UUUCCAUUGCUUUGCAGUCAAGGUUUGUGAGUGAAUAUAACCUCACCGAUCAUGGAAUUUGUACUAGUGUGUCACAAAAUUGUAGGAGUUUGUUGGGAUAUCUUAUCGCAUGUGAACAAUUAAUUUCGAAUUGAUACCUACUGAUAAUAUGUAAUCGGGAAAUAGUAUAACAUUAACAAAUAUAUCAAGUUUUAUGUAUGGAUUAGUAGCUGAUGGAGUGAAGUGAGUAAUAUUUUUUGCAUGGAAAAUGGAAGAUAAAGAAAAUGUUCGAAUGAAAAGUUACGAAGACAAUAACGUAUACUUGAAAGGUGCCAAAAACCUUAUUUUGUCCGGAAUCAUUUACUUUAUUGGAUAUAUGAACUGGUCCAUCUCGUGGAUAAUCAUUCCUAUAAUAAUAAGCAUCUUCAAUGAUGAGCGGAAAAGGAAGAGUCUGAAAAGAAGAAAUUUGAUUAGAGAAGCGGCUCUACGAAGUGAGAAGGACGUUAUUUUAGAAAAUAUUGGAGACUUGCCUGCGUGGGUGUAUUUUCCAGACAUUGAACGGGCAGAAUGGAUGAACAGGAUUAUCAAACAGCUUUGGCCCAACGUCAACCAUUACGUGCAUGAUUUGAUAACGACCACGCUGGAAGCAAAAUUAAAACGUAAUCUUGAAAAAUACUCCCUGAAAGGAUUUAAAUUUCAGCGAGUAAUACUAGGGAGUGUGCCCUUCAGGAUUGGAGGAAUUAUUGUCUACGACAACGUGUCUAGAGAUGAAAUUGUUAUGGAUUUGGAUGUUUCAUAUGCUGGCGAUUGCGAUAUAAAAUUUCGUUUGCAUGGUGUAGGCGGAGGUGUAAAAAAUUUUCAAUUAUACGGCAGAUUGAGGGUUGUAUUGAAGCCUCUCAUUAAAACAAUACCACUGACAGGGGGCAUACAAGCCUUCUUUCUGAACAUCCCAGACAUUGAUUUCGACCUAGAUGGAAUAGCUGGCAUUUUAGAAAUACCGGGAAUAAAUAAUCUGCUGAAAAAAAGCGUCGUCGAUACUAUUUCAUCAUUAAUGGUUUUACCCAAUAAAUUCCCUAUAAAAUUAUCUAAAGAUGUUAGUAGUGUGCAACUCAAAACACCUAGUCCAGCGGGUGUUCUUAGAGUUCACGUGAUUGAAGCCAAAGAUCUGGUGAAAAAGGAUAUAAGCUUCACGGGAAAAGGAAAAUCAGAUCCUUACACCAUUCUUGAAGUGGGAGAACAAAGUUUUAGAACUGAAACAAUCGACUGUACAGUAAACCCCAAAUGGGAUUAUUGGUGUGAGUUCAUUAUAUUAGAGUUUAGUGGUCAACAAUUGAAACUUCACGUUUGGGACGAGGACACAACUGAAGAUGAAACCCUUGGAAAAAUAUCGCUGGAUAUAUCUAAUUUGAUAAAGGCUGGACAAAGUGAUUUGUGGUUGGGUCUAGAAGAUGUCAAACAUGGUCAGAUCCACGUGAGGUGCACUUGGCUAGCCCUUAGCACCGACUACACAGAUUUGCAAGUGGCAAUCUACGAAACACAACAACUUCAAUUGACUCAUAUCAGCACAGCACUGUUAAUAGUUUACGUUGAUUCAGCUACCAAUUUGCCCCAAGUCAAGAUCUCCACCAAACCAGACCCUUACGUUCAAAUUCAAAUAGGAAAACAAAUAAAAAACACAAAAACGGUAAUGCGGACCAUAAAUCCUGUCUGGGAGGAAGGAUUCAUUUUCUUCGUAUCCAAUCCUGAUUCGGACGCUUUGGAUUUAAGGAUUGUCGAUGCAAAGACUGAGAGUGAAUUGUGCUCGCUAAGUUACAAUAUCAGCAAUCUUUCAAAUAAGGAAAACUUGGAAAUAUUGCAGCAACCUUUCAGAUUAGGAAAGGGGACCCCAGAGAGCAAAAUCGUGUGGUCCUUGCAUCUGAAGAUUUUUAAAAACGAGAACAUGGAGGAGUAUCUGGAAGAGUUUUUGAGGAAGAGAAAAGAUUCGACUUCAUCUGUAAAGAGCUCGGAAUAUUCAGAUAAUCAAAUGUCAAAUAACUCCCCACUGUUCAACAAUGUGAAACUAGAAGAAAUUUUUGAUCGCACUUCUAAAUCGUCCACAAGAUCGUCGAUGAUGUCAAAUUCAAGCAAUUCCAGACGGCGUAGUAAGUCUGGGUCUUUAGAGGAACCAAUCUUCACAGGACAAGUUAGUUUGUCCUUGAGAUAUAGUGUUCAAAGGCAACGAUUGAUCGUAAUAGUGCAUUCCUUAACAAUACCAUAUAAAGAACAAGGAAAAAAUUUAUAUGUAAAAGUAUAUUUAUUACCUGAAAGAAAUAAGGAUGUUAAGAGGAAGACGGGUGUCAUGCAUUCGAGUAAUGCAACAUUCGAUGAAAGAUUCGAAUACCUAGUUCCACAAGGUGAGCUGAAUUCAAAAAAAUUGGAGAUAUCUGUGAUAGAAGAGAAGAUGAUGAAGAACUAUAUUUUUGGAGAAGUAGUUAUUGAUUUGGCCAAACUAGACCUAUUUAAGACACACACCGACUGGUUUGAUUUGGGUCCACAUUUAAAAAAGGAUUGAAAAAAGUAUUAAGAUCAACCAUGCUUUGCAACUUAUCCACAUAGUUAGUUUUCUAGACUGAAUAAUAUAUCACUUGUAUUUAAAUAAAUUAUUUUUAUCUAUA
Molecule: messenger RNA, 2633 nt
Organism: Anoplophora glabripennis (Asian longhorned beetle)
Lineage: Eukaryota; Metazoa; Arthropoda; Insecta; Coleoptera; Cerambycidae
Product: extended synaptotagmin-2-like
Exons: 20
Coding region: 248-2530 (760 amino acids)
Biological process (GO): lipid transport
Molecular function (GO): lipid binding
Source: RefSeq, a predicted model, not a curated record